Messenger RNA from Ilex paraguariensis (yerba mate), 354 nucleotides. NCBI's taxonomy places the organism in Eukaryota, Viridiplantae, Streptophyta, Magnoliopsida, Aquifoliales, Aquifoliaceae. The record is from the annotation of a GenBank genome assembly.
AUGGGUGAGAAGCUUAACCAGUGGUUCUACGCAUUAAAAGCAGUUGUCCCGAAUAUAUCUAAGAUGGACAAGGCUUAUUUGCCAGGUGAUGCCAUUGCAUACAUCACUGAUCUCCAGACGAAGAUUAGGAUUUUGGAAGCAGAAAGGGAGAUGGUUGUUCGAGUGAGCUACCCAUUGGAUACCCACCUGGUUUCUGGAGUUAUAAAGGCAUUUAGAGAACGUCAAGUAGUUCUUCAAGAGUCUGAUGUUUCCAUGACCGACAAUGGAAAAGUUAUUCACUCGUUCUCUAUUCGAACACAAGGUGGUGCUGCAGAGCAUUUGAAGGAGAAGUUGGUUGCUUCUCUUUCAAAAUGA